GGCUCCGUGUCAUUUUCAAGCCUCCAGCACCCCAAAUUCCGGGCCUUCCUCAACCAAGUUGGAAUCCCGGCGAUUUCUCGCCGGGACUUCACCAGUUCCCGAUUGAACUCCAAAUUCGAGGAGGCCAAAGCAGAGUCCGAGGUUAAGAUUCGCGACGCCAUGUUCUUCCAGCUCGCCUCCGACGGAUGGAACGACAAAAACUACGCAGUUUUCGGCCUCGACAAAUUGGUCAAUCUCACCGUUAAUCUCCCCAAUGGCACUAGCCUCUACCGCCGGGCGGUGUUCGUCAGCGGCUCUGUUCCUUCCACUUACGCUCAAGAAAUCUUAUGGGAAACAAUCGCCGAUAUUAGUGGGAAUAUCGUUCAUCAGUGUGUGGGGAUUGUAGCAGAUAAAUUCAAGGCCAAAGCGCUGAAGAAUUUGGAGAAUCAGAACAAUUGGAUGGUUAAUCUCUCUUGUCAGUUUCAGGGUUUUUCCAGUUUGAUCAAGGAUUUCAGCAAACAGCUCCCAUUGUUCAACUCUGUCACCGAGCAUUGUAUCAAGCUCGCUAAUUUUGUCAAUUACAAGUCCCAGAUUCGAAAUUGCUUCCACAAAUUUCAGCUUCAAGAGUACGGCCACGCUGCUUUACUCCGGGUGCCCCCCCGCUACCAUGAGAAGCUCAACUUUGGCCCUGUCUUCACUCUAAUGGAGGACAUUAUCAACUUCUCUCGAGCUCUGCAGCUGGUUGUGCUCGACGAGACCUUCAAAAUCGUUUCCAUGGACGACCCAAUCGCCAGAGAAGUCGCAGAAUUGAUUGGUGAUGUGGGGUUUUGGAAUGAGCUAGAGGCAGUCCACUCUCUGGUAAAAUUGGUGACAGAAAUGGCUUGUGAGAUUGAGAAGGAGAGGCCGCUGGUUGGGCAAUGCCUCCCAUUGUGGGAUCAGCUGAGGGGUAAAGUCAAGGAUUGGUGUUCAAAAUUCCAGAUUGCCGAAGGGCCUGUCGAAAAAGUGAUCGAAAAGAGGUUCAAAAAGAACUACCACCCCGCUUGGGCAGCAUCAUUUAUUCUCGACCCGUUGUACUUGGUCAGAGACAGUAGCGGGAAGUACCUGCCGCCGUUCAAAUGCCUGAGUCCUGAUCAAGAGAAGGAUGUGGACAAGCUCAUAACCCGGCUGGUGUCGAGGGAGGAAGCUCACAUUGCAUUGAUGGAGCUUAUGAAAUGGAGAACAGAAGGGCUUGAUCCAGUGUAUGCUAGAGCUGUGCAAAUGAAGGAGAGAGACCCAGUGACAGGGAAGAUGAGAGUGGCCAAUCCACAGAGCAGUAGGCUUGUUUGGGAAACUUAUCUCACAGAAUUCAAGUCCUUAGGGAAAGUGGCAGUGAGGCUCAUCUUCCUCCAUGCCACUUCCUGUGGAUUUAAAUGCAACUGGUCUUUAUUGAGAUGGGUGGCUUCUCAUACUCACCAAAAGGCUGGUAUUGACAGGGCACAGAAGUUGAUAUUCAUAUCCGCGCAUUCGAAGCUCGAGAGGAGGGAUUUUUCCAGCGACGAAGACAAGGACGCCGACCUAUUCUCCUUGGCCAAUGACACAUUUGACAAAGAUCUCCUCGGACUUGAAAGACCACCUUAACACACACAACAAGUUGAGUUGUAGGAUGAACAACUCAAUGCCUAGUGAGUACAGUCGAUCUUUUUGGCAUCCGAACGAUGUUGAAAAGGAACGAUAUGGGAACCAUCUGGCCGCCGGAGGCGAGUGGUAAUGGAGGUAGCUCGGGGCGGGGGCAAAGCGGUAGAGGAGGAGGAGGAGAAAGGGGGAAGCUUUUUAGCUGGAGAAGCACUUUGGGGAGUGAAUGUGUUACACAAUCUGAGUCCAAAGUUGUGCUGGUCUUUUGGUGUGGAGACCCACCAUUGAAAGAAAGCAGUGGAAGUCAUUUUCAGAGCUUUCGGUUAUGAAUUGGUGAUGGAGAGACAGAAAACCAGGGUGAGGCGUUUUGCUAUCAAAUCAAAGACUUUGUUGGUAACUUCUGUUUUAAACAUUCUAAGCCCUUGUGAUGUUUGUUUUUCAUGUAACCCCAUUUUGAAAACUCUGUUUUUCCAUAAAGGAAAAUAAAAGUGUCGAUAUG
Molecule: messenger RNA, 2089 nt
Organism: Momordica charantia (bitter melon)
Lineage: Eukaryota; Viridiplantae; Streptophyta; Magnoliopsida; Cucurbitales; Cucurbitaceae
Source: RefSeq, a predicted model, not a curated record